AUGGGAGAUGGACAAUUCCCUACCAACGAUGAAAUCAAAUUGAUCGAUAACUUUAAAUCAACAGGAGACCUGGUAGAAGAUGUGUAUGGAACAUGCUUUGCAAAUUAUGCCAACUGGGAACAAGAAGUCCUUCAUCGAGCCAUCUUGACACCUUUGAAUGCGACAUCAGCAUUGUACAAUGAUACAGUACAUCAACGAAUAUCUGAAAAUAAAGUCGCCUAUACCAGUAUUGAUACCGUGAAAGACCAAGUUGGAGAGGUGGACUUCUCAAAUGAAUACUUACGGAGCAGAAAUCCGGCAGAUCUACCUUCACACAAAUUAAAGUGCUCAUACGAAAUAUACGUGUAA
Messenger RNA from Psylliodes chrysocephalus, 348 nucleotides. The record is from the annotation of a GenBank genome assembly. NCBI's taxonomy places the organism in Eukaryota, Metazoa, Arthropoda, Insecta, Coleoptera, Chrysomelidae.